This is a messenger RNA of Owenia fusiformis, 2785 nucleotides long. The record is from the annotation of a GenBank genome assembly. NCBI's taxonomy places the organism in Eukaryota, Metazoa, Annelida, Polychaeta, Sabellida, Oweniidae.
CUUAAAAUGCGUAUAGGCCGACAUUUUUUAUAAAACUAAAUAUUCAAGCAAGUGGUCUGUACAUGUGGCGACCUAACUAGCGUUUCAUCUAUUUUAGAUGUGAGAUGAAGUUCCCCGUGGUCAACACAUAAGUAACUUCACGACGAUUAAAUAUUAGGACGACCAAAAUUCAACAGAGCAGAACUGAUAAGUUUCAACUCAGUUAUACUGAAUUACAGAAACGGAUUAUAAGCCAAGAGUGGUGAGACAUUGCAGUGACCUACUGUAUAUAAAUUUUGCAUGUCGAUCAAUAAGGUGAAUAGAAACCAUGAAGUUCGGCAAAGUCUCGUAUGUUUGACUGAAGAAAAUCGUGAUGGCCAUACAUUGAUAAAACAUAAGCUACACUUAGUACGGUUGUGAUUCUGAAUGCUGCUGGUAGUGUUAUAAAGCACAACACAAGAUGGAGAAACCUAAAUCAAAAGUCUGCACCAGAGCACUGUGUGAAAAACUUAAUAGAACUAAACUUGCAACUGAUGAUAUUACGCCAUUAAAACGAUGCCUCGAUGUUUGGGAUUUGUCGUUUAUGGGCAUAGGAAAUUCUGUUGGUGGAGGUCUGUACGCAGUGACUGGUGUCGUCAUAUCACAAGUUGCUGGACCCGGGGCCGUACUGGCAUAUUUAUUAGCUGGAUUCGCCGCUCUACUGUCGGCGAUUUGUUAUGCCGAAUUGGGAUCCAGAUUCCCUAGUGCUGGUGCUGCAUAUACAUAUACUUAUGUUAUGAAUGGGGAGCUUUGGGCAUUCAUGGUCGGCUGGGUAAUGAUCAUGGAACACUUGCUGGCCGUAGCAGCUAUAGCUAAGGGCUGGAGUGCUACAUUUAACACUAUAUCUAGCGGUGCAAUAGCUACUGGUAUUCAAAAGAACAUUGGAGUUGUUAAUAUGCCUUGGUUAGCGAAUUAUCCUGAUUUCCUUGCUAUUGUGUCAGUCAUCAUUGCCUCUCUCGUGGCGUGCCUUGUUGUCAAUGUAUCGUUCAAACUACUUAAUAAUUUCUUUGUCGGGUUCAACAUUUUGGCUCUAGUAUUUGUUAUAGGAUUUUUCUUAACUUUCUCCGAAGGGAAACAUUGGGUAAACGAGGACAAUGGUGGAUUCCUUCCUUUUGGAUUUCAUGGAGUUUUAUCAGGAGCCGGAAUGCUGUUUGUGUUAUACGGUGGCUUUUAUAAUAUGGCGACUGCAACAGAAGAAACCAUUGAUCCACAUAUAAAUUUACCAAAAGCUACAUUUAUUAGCAUGGCGGUUGUUGUAAUUGUACAUACAUUAGCAUCUACAGCUCUAACCUUAAUAUUGCCUUAUGAAAUGAUCGACAGAAGAUCACCGUUUGUGAACGCAAUGAUUACCCGCGGAAUCUCGUGGAUGAUGUGGAUCUUGGCGCCAAUUUCUUUGGUCAGCAUGAUGAAUGCUUUAAUUGGAAGAAUGUACGGUAUAGCUAGGUUAACAUAUGCCAUGGCAUCGGAUGGAUUACUUUUUCGAUUCCUCUCUACGACACAUCCUAAGAUGCAGACUCCUAUCGUGGCCACUGCAACAUUUGGGACAAUAGCUGCAAUACUAGCGUUUAUAUUUGAUAUCGAACUUUUGGCAAAUUUACUCUCUCUCGGAACACUUAUUGUCUUCACGCUUGUAGCAGCAAACACAAUAGUUGCAAGGUACAUUCCCUUAGAGAAGAUGACCGUGAAGAUGACACUAGAAGAUCCAAAUGACGAGGAUCCAGAUGAAAAGAAGAGGAUCGUUAUAACAGAUCCUAUAUCUGGAAUAGGAAGAGUUAAACGAGGUCUUGAUGGAUGGCCAUUCACAAUUCUCAUGGACUGUGAACCUGGCCAUGCUGUUUCUUUAGCUGUUGGUUUAAUGGCAGCACUCAUGGCAGGCUUUUCUGUUAUGGUCGUUUACUUCAGUCGUGAAAUCUUGGCAGGAUAUUGGUGGAGUGUCGGAUUUCUAAUUUUCUUCGUCUCGGGAAUAAUCUUAUGCUUAUUGACUGUUGCUGCUCACGAGAAAAACACAAGCUUCAAAACAUUUGUAGUACCUCUAUCUCCGUGGCUUGAGUCACUGAGUAUGUUGAUCAACAUUUUGUUGGUGGUACAAAUGCCACCAGUGGCAUGGAUAAGACUUGGAAUAUGGGGGACAAUUGGAUUAGUUAUCUACAUUACUUAUGGGAUAUCGAACAGUCGAGAGAAUCGACUCCCUAUCUCACACAGCCACAUACUCAUAACAUACAACAAUGCUGUCGAACCUGCUGUACCAAAGAUGACAGAAAAUGUGAAACAACAACAACCAAUAAAUAAAGAUACCACACGGCUUCAAAAUAAAGAAUUUUAGUGACUAUGGGCCAAUUUGAAGUUUAUAUAUUAUUGCCCCUGUAGAAUGGCACACGUAUAUAUUAUAUUAACAUGAGAGGACAUUUUUAUUCUAUUUCCUAGUUGUUUCUAAUAAUAAGUGUGCAACAGCUGAAAUUGCCAAGGUAAAUAAAUGAACAUGAACAACAAAAAUUGAUCAAAGUUUGGACAGAAAAACAAGUCCAUGAUAAGAAUAGGCCAACACAAUGGUUUUGUAAACGUCAAAAGUCAAAAUAUUUGUUUGUGCAAGGUUUCAGUUUAAUUUUGAAUUGUCAUCAUGUUACAUAAGCAGUUAUAAAGAAAAAAACAACUAAAGAUGUUACACGCUUGUGAACCGGUGUAAAAUAAAUUAUGGUCCCCUGGGGAUUAUGGUCCCCUUUCCUUACAGCUCUUACUGGCCCUAACUGUGAAUAAAUAAUAAGGAAAA